Molecule: messenger RNA, 3774 nt
Organism: Papilio machaon (common yellow swallowtail)
Lineage: Eukaryota; Metazoa; Arthropoda; Insecta; Lepidoptera; Papilionidae
Gene: tous
Product: cilia- and flagella-associated protein 57
Exons: 22
Coding region: 55-3774 (1239 amino acids)
Molecular function (GO): protein binding
Source: RefSeq, a predicted model, not a curated record
UUAUAUUAAGUUUUUAUUAAUAUUUUACAAAUCUAGAAUUGAUAAGGAGGAGAGAUGGCGAUCAAUACACCGCCAAUUAUUGCGGCUCGUAUUUUUUACGGACUCCGGACUGAUAUUCAGUACAAUGUUCAUUACCUAAGUGAUUCGGAGAUCAUUUAUCCGGCAGGAGGAGUUAUAGUAAUUCAUAAUCAUCUACAGAAGAAACAGAAGUUCAUUAGACUCCAAGAUAAACAUAAACCUAUAAAAUCAAUGGUCCUUGCUCCAAACAGACGAUGGCUCGCACUAAAUGAAAUAGCCGAGGAAGGUCAAAAGCCUAUUAUAACAAUUUACGACUUGACCACCUACAAAAGGCGCAAGAUAUUAACUGUACCGUUCGAGAACUCGACUGCUAGAGAGUUUGCGUGCGUUCAGUUCACGUAUGAUUCUAAAUAUCUGGUCGCGAUAACUGGCGAGCCGGACUGGUACUUGUACUAUUAUAACUGGGAUAAAGGAAAAGUCGAAAGUCACGCUAAAGCGCAAAACCCAAGCGGACAAGGAAUUGUCGAAAGUGUACAAUGUAAUCCUUCUGAUGCAACACUUGUCGUAAUAACCGGGCCGUACACAUUUCGUAUCAUGAACGUGGCUGAAACGGUGUGGCGGCAAUGGGGAUGGUGUAAAGCUGAAAAUAUCAACAUAACGAGUUGCAUGUGGCUGAAUCCGGACCGCAUCAUGUUCGGCACGGACAGCGGCAUGAUCAUGCUGGUGGAGAACGGCGAGCUGCGACAGAACUGCGUCUUCCGUGCUCUCGAGGUCAUGGAGAUGUCCAUCAAGAAGGUGGAACAAGAAACUGAAGAAAGUGAUAAGACUAGUACAGCUAGUAAGCCAGAUACCACCAGUGACCAAGUAUUCGCAGACACAGAAACUUACCCAGUUACCUGUUUUAUUAAUUUUCCAAAAGGGUUUGCAUUCUCUUGUGGUCCCGGUUACGUCCAUAUGUUUGAGAAGGAAACGAUACAUCACUAUAGAAAACGAAAUGUCUUCAGGAUUUCUAAGAAAUCAUACAAACAUACGAGAGAGUACCCCAUGUGGUCACCGUUGGACGCCAUUCAGCACGUUACGAUUGAUCCUAACCAAGAGACUCUUCUUAUUACCACGCUACGGAAACAACUGUACAGCGUCAAGCUGUUUGGACAACACAUGCUGCAGAAUCCAGAAAUACCGUUUACGGAACUCGGUCCAGCGAUGCAUUACGGCCGUAUCAAUUCUCUGUCGAUGUGCGCAUGGAAGCCGAUCUUUAUGACAUCAGGUGAAGAGGACAAGAGUAUCCGUAUCUGGAACUACAUGACGGAUGAUGUUGAGCUGAUUAAAUUGUACCAGGAAGAGAUUCAUUGUGUCUCGCUUCAUCCCACCGGUUUAUUUGCCAUAGUUGGGUUUUCGGAUAAAUUACGCUAUAUGGUUGUACUGAUCGACGACUUCGAAGUGAUGCGCGAGUUUCCAAUACGGAAUUGCAAGCAAGCGAAAUUUAGCACAAACGGACAUCUUUUUGGUGCGGUGAAUGGACAAGUUAUACAGGUCUUCUCCUCUGUGUCGUUUCAGAAUGUUUUCAAUCUUAAGGGACACAACGGUCUUAUAACUUGUCUCGCCUGGUCUGCAAAUGAUCUCACUCUAGUAUCGUGUGGUACUGAAGGCGCGGUCUACGAAUGGAGUAUGUCUACUGGACAACGAAUCGGAGAAGUUAUCCUUAAAACGAAUCAAUUUAGCGCUUGCGCGGUUAACAGCAAUGGAAAAACUACGUACGGGAUAGGUACUGACGGCGAAAUCAAAGAAAUAGGGUCGAAUACAAUAAGAAGAAGUUUAGGAUUGAUCGGUUGCCCUUUGGACACGAUAAUUCUCUCACGUUCCGACAUGAUGCUCUUCAUCACUGGAGGAGAAGGCGGCGUGACGGCGGUGCAGCUGCCCCUCCUCGAUAAAGCCAUCUAUAAUGAGUUUCACAUGCACAACAAGAAGGUUACCAGCAUCGCUCUGGCCUACGAUGAUCAAACGCUCAUAUCUGUCGCAGAAGACGCAUCCAUCUGUUUGUGGCGUCUUACCAACGCGGAUGGUAGAGCCAUCGCUUUAGAUAAAGACUUUGCGUAUUCCAAAGAGAUAUUGAUAAGUAAAAAAGAUUUGCAAGAAAAAAUUAACAGCAUUAAUUUACUGAGCACUAGAAUGAGUGAACUUGAAACUGAACACACAUACCAGCUCCGGCAGGCUGAAGCAACGCAAGCUGAAAAACUGAAAGAGGUUCACGAAGGUUACUGCGCCGCUAUCGAAGAACUGAAAGAAAAGAAUGAAACAAUGGAGAAUGAGCAUACACACGAAAUAGGAAUGAUACAACAAGAUAUAGCAAAACUACGUUCAGGUCACGAGAGGACUCUGCAGACAUUAGAAGCAGACUUUAAUGUCAGAUUGAUCAGUGAAUACGACAGAUAUCAGAGUCUGGAAGAUAAGACUGCUCGAAUGAGAAAAGAGUAUGAAUCCCGUAUAGAGAAACUAGCGGAAAGUAAACGAGAAGCGCUACGAGAACUCAAUGAAAUGUAUGAGGCGAAACUUGAAGAAAAAGAACUUGUUUUCCAGGAGCUUCAAGAACAAGCUGAUAUGGCAACUAAAGAACACGAGACAAUAAAAACUUCAAUAGAAGAAGACGCAGACCGUGAGAUCAUUGAAAUAAGAACAGCUUACGAAGUUCAAUUGAAGGAGGAGAAAGAUGCUAAUGUGAGGCUUAAAGGGGAAACUGGUUUGAUGAAGAAAAAGUUGAUUGCGGCCAAUAAAGAAAUUGAAGAAUUUAAACAUCAAGUCUCACAACUUAAAGCUGAACAUAAACAGUUCCAAAAAGUUAUUUCGACAUUGGAGCGCGAAGUGGCUGAUUUAAAGAAAGAAAUUUGUGAAAGAGAUGGCACAAUUCAGGACAAGGAGAAAAGAAUAUAUGAAUUGAAGAGAAAGAAACAAGAAUUGGAGAAGUAUAAAUUUGUUUUAAACUUCAAAAUAACUGAACUUAAGAACCAGAUUGAGCCAUUAGAUCGCGAAAUUAAAGAGAGAAAAAUGCGCAUACUCGAGUUGGAAGUGUCGCUCGAAAAUUUGCUAAAGCAAAAAGCUCGCCGCGAGCUUAAUAUCAAUCAAUUAAACGAAAAAUUGGCGUCCGCAAAAAAGGAUUAUUUAGCUGAAGCAAACAGAAAUAUGACGUUUAAGAAUACGUUGAAGAAAAUUAAAAUCGACCUUCACAACAUGUCGGCGAACCUGCAAGAUCCGACAAAACUAAAGUCGAGCGUUAAGGCACUAUUCCAUAAGUACGUAGAGGAUGAGGACUUUAUCCGAGGUCGCGCGGCUGAGGACGAAGCUGUCAGAGAGUUCAACCGGCAGCGUGACCACCUCGAGAAGCAGAUCGCCUCGCUCAAAGCCAACCUCGCCAAGUCACUCGGGGGAUCGAAGAGUGACAUCACCAAAAUUAUGGAUGAAAACUGCACUCUGUUGACCGAGAUCAACAAUUUACGUACGGAGCUGAAGUCAACGCGUACCCGUUGUUUCCAAAUGGAAUCGAUCCUGGGCCUCUCGGCGCGAUACAUCCCGCCCGCCGCCGCGCGCGCUAAGCUAAAGCAGGUUACAGAGGAUCGGGAGAAACUGGACGAGAAAUUUAAACAGAAGAUAGAUGAAAGAGAAGAAAUCAUUGUAGCAUUAAAAGAAGAAAACGAUCGCUUGCUUGCAAAGUUCCAGUGCCCUGAAGAGUACAGUGGCAAUACAUCAGAGUUCAACCAGUGA